UGCUGGUUCAUAAAAUAGGUAUAUGGUCUACACUCUACAAUAUCUAGACUUCGCAUAAACCUAACGUUUAGAUUUCCAGCUAACUUCGCUUUUUUGAUACAACGCUAAAUUUUUACCGCCAAGUUUACGCAGGUUUCGCUGAGGUACUGAACCGAAAACACACUUAUAACUGGGUCACGCACUUGUUCACUGGUUUUAUAACCGCACGACUUAUGAGUAACCUGUCCAUCUCUACGUCAGCAAUAACCAAGUAAAACAAAAUCCAAACAGCUAGAUGGUACAGUAUACGGCUUGUUAUAAAAUCAAUAUAGUUCCUCAAAUAACGUCCAAAGCAAAUCUAGUAUAGAUUAAAUGCAAACAAGACGUCACCCCAUGUGUUAUACAAGCACUGCUGGACUGACUACCGCUAUUUCUCCAAUAUCAGGUGUACAUCUACCAUCUGCGCGUGACGCGUUUUGUUUUCAUUUUACGUCACUGCUGUCUCUUACUGCUGUGCAAUAACAACGCAAUCACGCCAUGUCGAUGUUGCGUCAUCCGCGAAUAUGACUGGGCAAAAUGUCGGAGCACGCCCAUUUGCGGUGAGCCAAUCGCUGCUUCUGUGCAACAUCACAACAACAAAAAAGGUUAUAAGACUGUGUGACGUCACAAUUACAACCCGAAUAGAAGCGCGCGUGACAUCGACCAAUAAAACAAACAAACAACAACAUUGGAAAAUACGACCGUAAUAACCGAUGCGUUUAAAUACAAGAACGACUGCGAUAGAGAAGGAUUUCGAGACUUCUCAACGGAAGGCCAACGGUUCGAUAUCGUAUACAACACAUACGUCAAAAUGCAUACGAACCAAUGCGUUGAUUUUGUUCGUAGAAAGCAAGACGAAUGGUUAAAGUUCAACCAUGGUGAAUUCACGAUUAUGGAGGUUCUGGAUCUUCUUGAUGGAUUUGUUGAUGAAGCUGAUCCAGAUGUUGAUUUCCCGAAUUCGUUCCAUGCAUUUCAAACAGCAGAAGGUCUGCGCAAGGAUCAUCCUGAUAAAGAUUGGAUGCAUCUCUGUGGUUUGGUCCAUGACUUAGGAAAAGUGAUGGGUGUUUGGGGAGAGAAACAAUUCUGUACAGUUGGCGACACCUUCGUAGUUGGGGCAGAGUUUCCCCCGUCUAUUGUUUACAGGGAUUCGACAUUUGGAAGCAACCCGGACCUGAACGACCCUAGAUACAACACAAAGUACGGCAUGUACGAACCAAACUGCGGCCUCGACAAUGUCCUGAUUUCCUGGGGCCAUGACGAGUACAUGUACCAAGUUCUAAAGCAUAACAAGUCCACGCUUCCGGAAGAGGCAAUGUACUGCAUCCGAUUUCACUCCUUUUAUCCCUGGCACACUGGAGGAGACUACGAUCAUCUUUGCUCUGAAAAAGACCAAAAGAUGAUGAAAUGGAUAAAACUAUUCAACAAGCACGACCUGUACACGAAAUCUCCCGAUUUUCCAAAUAUUGAUGAAAUCAAACCGUAUUAUCAGUCACUAAUUGAUAAGUACAUGCCGGGAAAGCUAAAGUUUUAGAUGUUAGGCUACUGAUGUGCGCCUUGUUUUUGCAAAUGCUGCAUUAUAUGUAGAAAAAGACUAUUCGCGCUGCUUUUGCUAUUGCAUGACAUUCAUGCUGCUUUAUUGCGAUGCAAUAAUUAUGUAGUUGCGGUCAAAUUUUCAUUCUGUAUAUAUUAUUAGCUUGCUAGUUUUCGCCAUCUGACUGUACCGAAUUAUUGUGAGACCGCAUACUGUAGUUACAACUCGUCUUAAAUUUA
Ciona intestinalis (vase tunicate) is the source of this 1788-nucleotide messenger RNA. NCBI's taxonomy places the organism in Eukaryota, Metazoa, Chordata, Ascidiacea, Phlebobranchia, Cionidae. The record is from RefSeq and is a predicted model, not a curated record.